Messenger RNA from Gryllus bimaculatus (two-spotted cricket), 984 nucleotides. NCBI's taxonomy places the organism in Eukaryota, Metazoa, Arthropoda, Insecta, Orthoptera, Gryllidae. The record is from the annotation of a GenBank genome assembly.
AUGGACUGGCAGGUGCAUCCUCCACCCAGACGCUCUAGCGCGCCGGUCCCCGGACACCCGUUGCAACGCAUUCAGGAUGAUGGUUGGCGCGUGUAUCUUCUUGGAUACGGUGUGCGUAAAGUUUGCAGUCAGUUGUGGGAAUUGAUGUUCGCUUGGUUCGAUAUGUGUGUGGGUGCACAGGAUAGGAAGAUGAAGGUACAUAAAUAUCUAUACAAGUAUACAAAUAGUAACAAAAUAAAUGUCCCUGAGUCAGAGCAGGAAUCGAUUACCACAGAAAACCCAUCAGAACAGCUAAGUGAAGAAGAAUUGAUAGCAGUUGUAAAUCAGUCAGCAGAAGAGGGCAUUGCUUUCUUCAGCAACCUCCUUGGCCUUACGUUUGGGGGAGGGGAAGGAGGUGACAACUCUACAGAAACAGCAACAAAUGAAGACAAUGCUACACCACCACCUUCAGUUGAAACAACAGCUCCAUCACCUGAGUAACACAGUGACAAAUUACACUUGUUGAUAAAAUCAAGUGGUUCUCCUGAAAGAACAAACAGUUGGAAAGUGGAUGUUUUAUUAUUUCAGUAUUUAUUUAUUUAUUAUUUAUUAUGGUCAGCUUGUGAAUUAUCCAUGAUCAAUUUCAAAUUAUAUUUCAUAUUGUAAUUUUAAGAAUUGUCAGUGGUUUGUAAAGUAAAUAUUUUUUUAAAAAAUGGUCUUACAGUUACUAUACAUUUAAUAAAGGAACUGAUGAUUUUUGUACUUUGAAAGAAACAAAUGAUAAUAGUUAAUGUAUAUAUUUUAAAAUUCGAAAAAUACAUACCAAAGGCAAUAUGAAUGUAACUGAUUGUUCCUAAAAGAAUAUUUGUGUCUGAAUUUACUUCAAACAGUAAAUAACAAGAGUAAAACUGAUGAGUAAACGUAGUGUAAUAAUGUAGUUCUCAGAAAUAAAUGUUUUUUUAAUGUAUGUACAAAUGGAAAAUAAAGCAAUAAGUUCCAUACACU